Molecule: messenger RNA, 762 nt
Organism: Priceomyces carsonii
Lineage: Eukaryota; Fungi; Ascomycota; Pichiomycetes; Serinales; Debaryomycetaceae
Exons: 1
Coding region: 1-762 (253 amino acids)
Biological process (GO): fatty acid elongation; sphingolipid biosynthetic process; very long-chain fatty acid biosynthetic process
Cellular component (GO): endoplasmic reticulum membrane
Molecular function (GO): 3-hydroxyacyl-CoA dehydratase activity
Source: RefSeq, a predicted model, not a curated record
AUGGUCUCAUUAUAUCCCUUAUCGCAGUCCGCUAAGUUCGUCUUCUACUUUAAUGUAGUUUUCACUACCUUGUGGGCGUGCUGUUUUAUCAGGUUUUUGAUACUAUUAGUAUUAGUAGGGAAAAGAUUCUUACCUGGUGGUAUUGCAGACUUCUUCCAUGUGGUUUCAUUGGCUCCUCUCAUCAGCUUCUUCUACGUGAAGGGUUUGAUUCAAAGGAAGUUUUCAUUACGUGACGCGUGGAGCUUGGGAAAUGCGAUUAGAAUGGUAUGGAUUUGUUACGGUGUCAUCUACCCCAGCCCUAAAAUAGCCAAACAUACUUCCUAUUCAUAUCUAAUUUUGUCAUGGUGUAUGCUGGGACUAAUUCACUAUGGCUAUUAUUCGUUCAAGGUCAAGACAGGAGGAUCUCCAAGGUGGCUCUUUUGGUUAAAAUAUCAUCAUUUUUUUGUAACGUUUCCUCUAGGCUUCGUUUCAGAAAUGAUCUUAACCUUUUUGAGUCUUGCAUAUGUGGAUGAUGGGCUGAUUUUUGAAAUUUUAUUGAAGACCCAGCUCCUAUCCUAUGUUCCACUUGGCUAUUUAACUUGGGUCUACUUGGCACACACGAAAAUGGAGAAAUAUAAUAACAUCAUCAGAAAAAAGCAAGAGCGUCGGCCACGAGAGGAGCAAAAUGAAAAUAUCGCUUCAAGUGUCUCUGGGUAUGGAGAUAAUUAUCAAUUAUCUGACAUGAGUUCCCAACAAACUAACCGUGCCCAGUCACAGCAUUAA